Molecule: messenger RNA, 717 nt
Organism: Monosiga brevicollis MX1
Lineage: Eukaryota; Choanoflagellata; Craspedida; Salpingoecidae
Exons: 6
Source: RefSeq, a predicted model, not a curated record
CUCGGCAAGAUCAAGAGUAGUCACGAGACGGUAGAGGAUCGCCGCCUGCGCAAGGACACUGGCGAUCUUGACCCGGCAGAAGAAUACGUCUCUAAGCUAGGGAACAAGCCUCAGCGCAAGGUCGAGGUCGACAACGAGGAGAAGCGACAGCGAAAGCCUGUUGAACCCGCCGAGCCAACUCGAGAGGAGCGUCUCGAGGCCUUGCGACAGGAAUCUGAGGCGCUCAAGGCCGAGCUGCGGGAGGGAGAUCGGCAAACAGCGGCCAAGGCUGCGCCAUCAGCAGCGAGUGACCAUCAACCCAAGACUCAAGGGGCUCUCUACUUGUCCAUGCAACAAGAAAAGUUCAAGCCCAGAGCCAAGCAAAAAAAGUCAGACCGCGAGCGUGAUACCAUGGCUAUGCUCGAGCGCUUCCAGUCCAAACUAUUUGGCGGCGACGAGCCCAGCAGCAAGAAAACCAAAGCAUCAACUCUUCGCUCAGACGAUAAAGAGGAGGCGGCCUUCAUCCUGCGAGAGGAAGAGAAGCUUGGCGAUGACUCGGGCUGGAUGUCACACCGGCUGGAGAAUCAAGUUGAUCACGCACCCAAGGGUAUCGACCCAGAGCUGGACCCAAACACACUUGAUCUCUAUGACCCUCGUAAUCCUUUGAACCAACGACGCCGCGAGAAGGAUCGGAAGGACAAGAAGGACCGCUCGCGCCGCCACCACCAUCGAAGGUGA